AUGGAUCUAAGGACCAUUGUACCCUUCAACAGUUUACUAAUAUCCUCUCAACACAUCAACACUCAUUUUCGAACUCACAAUGCUCUAAAACUCUUGAACUUGUUAUUUCCAACCUUGGCGGACGACAUUCCUCCAAAUAUAUCUCCGAAAAUUCUCAAUCUCACGAUAAUCUAUCCUCUAAAUGAGGCAUCACCUCAGCACAAUGCCGCUUGUGUGAUGGUUCUCUCGUCAUAUCGUAUAUCCAUUGACACUACAUCUUUUGUUAGUUGCCGGCGGAAAUUGAGUAAAAAAUCAAGUCAGAUGAACGUAAGUCAUCUGCUCCCUACUUUAUCGCAAUAUGCAUUAUAUAGUGGAACUAAGAACCAUCCCACUGAACUCAGACAUGAAUUUAAAUCCAUGAAGAAACCAGGAGAGGUCCAUUUCCGGGAUGAUAUCACGAAUGCUCCAAAGUGCAAUGACUAUGAUCUGAAGGAGCUUGAAUAG
Lindgomyces ingoldianus is the source of this 483-nucleotide messenger RNA. RefSeq lists its product as uncharacterized. The record is from RefSeq and is a predicted model, not a curated record. Bases 1 to 483 code for a protein of 160 amino acids. NCBI's taxonomy places the organism in Eukaryota, Fungi, Ascomycota, Dothideomycetes, Pleosporales, Lindgomycetaceae. The transcript has 7 exons.